AUGUACAUUAGAGGAUGGAUUGAAGGUUGGCAGCUCGUGUAUUGCUUCCAACUUACCUUCAGCAGCAUCGUCUUCAUUGACAUCCUCUCUAUUGGAACCUUCUUCAUCGGCAUCGUCUUCAUCGUCAUCGUCUUCAUCGUCAUCAUCUUCAUCGGCAUCGUCUUCAUCAGCACCGUCUUCAUCAGCAUCGUCUUCAUCGGCAUCGUCUUCAUUUGCAUCGUCUUCAUCGGCAUCGCCUUCAUCCGAAGCUUCUCUAUCUACCGCAUCGGCAACAUCGGAUUCAAUCUUUAG
This is a messenger RNA of Penicillium soppii, 291 nucleotides long. RefSeq lists its product as uncharacterized. Lineage: Eukaryota; Fungi; Ascomycota; Eurotiomycetes; Eurotiales; Aspergillaceae. The record is from RefSeq and is a predicted model, not a curated record. The transcript has a single exon. Bases 1 to 291 code for a protein of 96 amino acids.